AUUGUUUUCCUCGAAUAUAAAGCAAUAUUGUCAUGGUAGUAACGUCACAUUUUGAGAAGAAAUCAAAACACACAUGAUGGUGAAACCUCAGGGAAAAAUCAAGUCUAAAAACCACCAUCACACAAAGGGCAAAAUGAAACAAAGUGGUGCCAAUAUUAAAGACAAACGGUUCAAGACAUACAUUGGCAACCAAACAGAAGGGCAAGGGUUUGCAGACAAGAGAAAGCGUAAGAUGAUGCUAGACUAUAGAAAGCUACUACAGAAAGAGAAACAGAAAAUGAAAGCAACUGAACCAGGAACAUCUGGGGAGAAAAGUGUGCAUGAAAUGCCAAGGAGACUUUCUAAACAAGACAAAAUGUCAGCCUUUUAUGCAGCCCAGAAGCAGUUCUCAUUGAAGUCACAGGAAGAUGUGUUAAAGAAAGAGAUUGAAGAAAAAAGACAAAAAGAAACACAAGAAGCAUUAGACAAAUAUAAUACCAGAAAAAAAGAAACCCAAAAAACAUUAAAAAAGAAAACACAUAGAGGUCAACCUGUUAUGGCAAACCGCAUGGAUCUCUUGCUAGAGAAAAUCAAGAAACAAUCCUGACAUCUAUUUAACUUGAUGAUUCUACAAACAAUAUGCUAGGGAGGCAUUUCAGGAGGCCUGGGUAAGACUUGGACUGCAACUACAUAUAUCAGCCGCAAUACAACAUCAAAAUGAUACAAAUGGGUUGAUUUUUAUAUACACUGUAGAUGAAAAUAGCUUGGAAAGUUCUUCGACCUUCUGGUGCAAUAAAUUCCUUUUGGAGCUGCAACCAAUCUGAACAUAUGUGGAGGGAUGGCUUUGGCCUGAUAUCUCUUCAAUAUUCUCCCUAUAUUAAACACUGAUAUGGUGCCAUCACAAGACACACAUGUAUGGUACCAUCGAUGUCAGUGGAAGAUUUAUUAUGAGUCAAAAACUGGCAAAUUGACAAAUAUAUUUCUCAUCAAGCAAACAAACAGAGCCUCGUUGA
Messenger RNA from Owenia fusiformis, 992 nucleotides. Lineage: Eukaryota; Metazoa; Annelida; Polychaeta; Sabellida; Oweniidae. The record is from the annotation of a GenBank genome assembly.